Molecule: messenger RNA, 861 nt
Organism: Camellia sinensis
Lineage: Eukaryota; Viridiplantae; Streptophyta; Magnoliopsida; Ericales; Theaceae
Source: RefSeq, a predicted model, not a curated record
AUGGAGACCACCAACGCAAGGAAUGUAGAUGAGUCAGAAUCUUCUAAUGCCAGAAUAGAUCGGUUAGAAAGAAUGGUGGAAGCUUUAACUGGGUUGGUGAGACAACAACAAGAGCAAAACCAACAACAACAGAGACAACCAUUUCCGCCUCCUCCUCCGCCACCUGUUCAAAUGGAACCGAUCAAUAAUGAUGACAUCAUCACUCUGACACAAAAAUACAAGACAAUGAAACCACCAGAAUUCUCAAGGGGUAUUGAACCGUUAAAAGCGGAGGCAUGGGUGCUUGAAACUGAAAAGAUCUUUGAAGUGUUUCCGUGCACUGACGCGUAUAAAGUUCUGUUAGCAACAUUUACUCUGAAAGAAGAAGCUAGAAGUUGGUGGAUGCUCGUUCGAGAUGAGCAUAGGGACUUGACAUGGGAUCAAUUCAAAGAAAUGUUUUAUGAAAAAUACUUCCCACAAUGCCUUCGAGAUAAGAAGGUAUCUGAAUUUGAACAGUUGAAGCAAGGUACAAUGUCAGUAGCGGAGUAUGAAGCUAAAUUUACUGAAUUAGCCCGAUAUGCUCCUCAUAUGUAUGUUGAUGUACUUGAAAGGGCCUUAAUGUCUGAAGCAAAUAUUGCUACCUUGAAAAUGUCCAAGUCAACAAUAACGACUGAAGGAGAAAGUAAGAAAUUCAAGAAACAGAAAGUGGAAAUGGUUAGUGAAUCAAUGACCUCCAUGAAUGAGAAUUUGAACUCAAGUAUUGGUGAUAAUACAAAGAGGGGAAGUAGUGGAAGUGUUGGUAUACCCACUUGUAGGGAAUGUGGGAAGCAGCAUUGGGGCAUUUGCCGCCGCGUAUCUGGAGCUUGUUUCAAAUGUGGAUAG